Argentina anserina (silverweed cinquefoil) is the source of this 1435-nucleotide messenger RNA. RefSeq lists its product as uncharacterized. NCBI's taxonomy places the organism in Eukaryota, Viridiplantae, Streptophyta, Magnoliopsida, Rosales, Rosaceae. Gene Ontology annotation, cellular component: ribosome. Gene Ontology annotation, biological process: translation. Gene Ontology annotation, molecular function: structural constituent of ribosome. Bases 33 to 362 code for a protein of 109 amino acids. The transcript has 3 exons. The record is from RefSeq and is a predicted model, not a curated record.
UAUCGAAUCCCCAACCAGAAAAAAAAAACAGAAUGAACGCGGCGGCGAGGAAUGGGUGGAGUCUGUUCCGGCGGGCGAGUGAGGGGCUGGGCGAGUCACUGAGUGGCGGGGCGAGUCAUGAGCAAGUUCGGGGGAUCCGGGUGAAGGUGCUGAACGGGAACUUGGAGCAGGCGCUGGCAUUUAUGCAGAGGAAGAUGCGGACGAGUGGGAUCGAGAGAAUGAUCAAGAACCCGCAGACCUUCCACCUCAAGAACUCCGAGAAGCGCGUGCUUGCACGCAAGACUCUCGAGCGUAGGCUCAGGUCCCAAGACCUCGCCCGGAAGCUCAAGGCCAUCCUCCUCAAGAAAGUCAGAGGCCUAUGAGAUCAUUCAAGCACAUUCUUGAUGGCGGAUGUUGCUUUCUCUUCUUGUAUUUCAUGAGUACUGCAGCACCUGCUUUUCAUCUGGGUUCUUGGCAGCUUCUACUGCCACUCUAGUUUUCAUAGAUGAAUGGAUUUGACUGUGUAUUUCAAAAGUUCGUAUGUCAGUUGUAAUUCUGCAUCAAUUUUGCCAUUAAACAAGAAGGUUAUGGUAGUUUGCCAAUAUCUUCAUCAUCCAGAGCAUAGGGGCGAUGGGAGAAGUCAUGAGUUUCAUUAUCAAUUUGCAUAAAGGGCAACUAUUGUCCUAAAUAUGAGCAUAUCUGGAAAGUCUUUUUCUGGUCUUUAGUCUGCUAUUCCUGGAAAGUAACAUAUAAGAUAAGUGACGCAUCCUUUUGCCCAGUCACCCUUGUUUAAUUUGUAGUAACUAGUUACAACUUACAAACUGUCAUUGAUUGCUGCAUAUUGGAUUAUGUCAAAAGUUUUCGAAUUGUACAGUUAAAGUUUACAAUUGCAAAUUACACUUGAGAAUGCCAAUUUAAAGGUUUACCUGGGGUAAUCAACCUUUCUUUAGAUGAAGUUACAGAUAUUAUGUUUUUAAUAUAUGCACCCUAUUGAUCAGUGACAGUUAAUGUGAUUUGCAAGAUGAAACUGAAUAAGAAGGUUAAGUCAACUUUGCAACAACUAUUCUCUAACUUAUUUCUUUUCUUCUCAAUCGAAGCUUAACUCUGAUCUUAUUUUGCAUCGUGCAGUUUUAUUUGAAGAAAUCAGUUAAGCAUUUAUGAAGAGACGUCUGAUCAAAACCUUUAUGGUCGACUCAUCCCUAGGCUACAAGAGAGUGGCUAGUCUGUAUAGGUUACGAUGCUAUUCACAAGCUGCUGUAACAUGGUGACUGCUGUGACACUAAUCAGAUUGAAAUGGUGGAAUGCUCUAAUCUGAACGAGAAUGAUGACUGAAGGCAUUUCAUAUAACCCACAAGCACGCUUGAAUUUGCAAGGAAAUAGGACGCCGAAGGAGAUUAUGAGGUGCCAGACCCCAGUUUUUGGCCUACAACUUUUGCCACAGAACUGGCUAAGCUGU